Molecule: messenger RNA, 1627 nt
Organism: Fundulus heteroclitus (mummichog)
Lineage: Eukaryota; Metazoa; Chordata; Actinopteri; Cyprinodontiformes; Fundulidae
Product: MANSC domain-containing protein 4
Exons: 3
Coding region: 69-1259 (396 amino acids)
Source: RefSeq, a predicted model, not a curated record
GCCUCCUGGAUAUGUGCGCGCUCGGCCCGGGCUGGCACUUAAACAUGGUCUGACUGACGCUAUGCGCGAUGAAUGCCACACGGGGUCUUCUGACCGUUUUGAGUCUGGUGUGCCACACUGAAUCGAUGUGCUCACCAACCUCCUACUACAAGAACUGCUGGAUCCGACGCUUCCCGGGGAUCUUUAUCGAUAUCGAGGAGUCCCUGAGAAGAGGAGCGCAGCUCCUCAGGUCCUACCCAGAGGAGACGGCGCUGAAAUGCAGCCGCAGCUGCUGCCUCGCCAGAAACUUUUCCUGUAAUCUGGCCAUAUUUCACUUUGAUGUCACACAAGAGAGCGUGAACUGCGUCCACCUCCACUGUCCAACGCUGGAGAGCUGCAUCCUGAGUCACAGGGAGAACGUUGUCCUCUACAACAUUACAAAGGGUGUGGAUCCUGAUCUCUUAGUGUUUGGAAAACACUUCACCUCCAACGUCCGUGUGCUGCCCCACCACUACAGCAGAGUGAACGCCUCAGAUCCUCUGCCCUCAGACAAGCGACAGUUCAUCCAUCCGCCUCCUCAUCCUGUGCGACCUCCCACCUCUGCACCCUCCGUGAAACCUCGGCAUCCCACGACGGAAGCAGACACCACCACAGCACAGCGGAGCGUCCCUCAGCCCACAACCGCCUCUCCAACCAAAACCACAGUUUGUUGCACCGAACAAACCUCCCCAUCCUCGGAAAAGCAUGCGCGUACAACAAUCCGGACGACUGCUGGAACAUCUGCCGAGCCUAGCAUCACCACGUCGAAUUUGGUCACCAGCGCAACCUCCGUCGACCCGGAGACACCUCCAGGGUCAUUGACAACUGCGAAACCCUUCACACCCGUUCCUGUCCAUCGUUCAACCACCGCCGUCCACAAGCUGCCCAGCAGCUCUUCAACAACUCCAACGAGGGACACAGAGAGCAACACCACCCUGGAUGGCACCGCUGGGCGAAACCACACUGCAGGCGGCGGUGAUGAAGGUCAGGAAGUUGGCGAGGGGGACGCUGUAGAUGACCCAGGCGGCCACGUGCCACCUGGGUGGCACGUGGCCGCCCACACCUUACUGGUUGCUGUGGCCAUCUGUGUCACCCUCCUGCUGAGCUGCUGUUGCUCCGUUCUGCUGGUGGUGAGCUGGAGGGCCCAGAGGAAGAGGAUAGGCCGUUAUCGCACCUCGUGGAGAGGAAAACGAGGCUCCAUGCGUCUGAUUAAAUAUGUGCUGGUUAAGGAGAACUGCUGAAAGACCGAACUGCCAGAAAUGAGGGGGAUGCUUAACCCCAGUCACGUAGGAGUAGGCAUUAGCCUGUUACUGGUUAAAAGUUAGUUUAAAAACCUCUAAAAGUUUCUCCACAGCUACGGUUCCUACGAUCUAAUGACAUGCAGGAGGAGCAGAAGAGACGAGUUUUCUUUAGCUGCAUUGACUAUAAAAUAAUAUAUUACCACCCAGCCCCCACAUGUUGCUGUGCAAUGCUGGUCAGCUAGCUGAAAAGGGGUCACUGUGCUCUACAAGAAAGACAGAUUUGCCUUUUUGGAAAUAUUUGGUUUAGAAACCAAAUCUGCAGCACUUCUUAUUAACCAGCUAAAAUCUGCUUGUUAUACCUGCCUUAC